GCCGCCGGGCCUGCAGUGCGCAGAGGACGCGGCGGGAGCAUGUACCGGCUCCUCAGCCGGACGCUGGGCCGAGGCCUCCUGCGGGCCGCGGGGCGGCGGUGCCGCGCCGGCUUCCCUCGCCUGCUCCCGGGGCCCGCAGGAGGCGCGGGGCCCGGCGUUCCGGCGGCGCCCUCCCGAGCCGCGCCGCCGCACGGCGGGGGCCCGGGCCUGCUGCCGCUGCUGGCAGCGCUGUCCUGGUUCUCGAGGUCCUCCGAGCCGGAGGAGCAGGAGCAGCAGCAGCGGGGAGCGGACGGCGCGGCCGCCGCCGAGGACGCGGCGGACGAGGCCGAGGCCGAGAUCAUCCGGCUGCUGAAGCGGGCCAAGCUGAGUAUCAUGAAGGAUGAGCCAGAAGAGGCCGAGAAGAUGCUGCACGAUGCUCUUCGCCUCGCCUAUCAGAGCGAUAACAAGAAGGCCAUCACUUACACUUACGACCUGAUGGCCAACUUAGCAUUUAUUCGGGGUCAACUUGAAAACGCGGAACAGCUUUUUAAAGCAACAAUGAGCUACCUGCUUGGAGGGGGCAUGAAGCAGGAAGACAACGCAAUAAUUGAAAUCUCCCUGAAGCUGGCCAGUAUCUAUGCUGCACAGAAUAAACAGGAAUUUGCUCUUGCUGGCUAUGAAUUCUGCAUCUCAACCCUAGAGGACAAGAUCGAGAAAGAAAAGGAGCUGGCAGAAGACAUCAUGUCAGGACUCAGAAGCUGUGCCAGCGUGCUGCCAGGGAGGGCUCCCGGAGCGGCCUGGCCCUGCGAGCCUGUGCAGCCCGUCCUUGCGCGUGGACCCUGCUUCUGCCCGCUCGGGACUGCCAUUCGCCUGAGUAGUUGCUUCUCUCUCUCACACUCGUCCUCCCUUCGCUCGGUUUUCCGGUCUGUAUCUUGGGAAUUUUUUCAGCUUGUAUUCCACAUUACCGAUUUACUGUCCUCAGAAGUCAGCUCUAUGCUUUUCUUCUUCUGUUAGAGAUGUCAAGCAAAAGGAAGGCGAAAAGAAUUUCACACCUGUUUACCUUCCCUUUAGCUUUGUUGCAUUUCAGUAUUUUACCAUAUUUGCUUCAAAAAAAUUUUUGUGUAUUUUAACUCCCUUUGCCUAACAACCAUGUAGAACUUGAUGCCUGCCUAUUUAUUGCACUCUUAGAUAUCAGUAAACAGUAUACAGUAGGGCUGAUGCCACACUCCGCUGUACAUGUAGGGUUGUUCAGACACUCACUGGACACUCGGAUCUCUAUCUCCAGGCACAUACGCAAGAGACCCUCGGUGCUGGACAGGCGAGCGGAUGUGCCGGGUGCACACAGUGGGCAUCAGUGGACUGCUGAGCAGAGUGCUCUUCCCAGGCCACGUUUCCACCAGUCGUGUCUAGGAUUCCUGUUGCUCCCUGUACAUUCUUCUUGUUACACUUAGAAUAGCUGCUGAUGGAUGAGUACGAAAAGAGGUUUCAUUCUGGCUUCAAUAUGUGAUUGUCCUUACUAGUGAAAUGGAACAUUUUCACUUAUUUAUUAGCCAUUCAGAUUUUCUGUUCUGAAAAUUGUCUCUUCAUAUCCUUUGUUUAUUUUCUGAGGAGCUGGUUGUCUUUUUCCUAAUGACUUUUAAAAAUGCAAGCAUCUUUUUUUUUUUUUUUUUUUAAGGUUUAUUUAUUUGAAAGGCAGUUAGAGAGAGAGGGAGGGAGAGAGAGAGGUCUUACAUCUGCUGGCUCACUCUCCAAAUGGCUGCAAUGGCCAGACCUGGGCCUGUCCAAAGCCAGGAGCCGAGAGCUUCUUCCUGGUCUCUCAUGUGGGUGCAGGGGCCCAGGGAGUUGGGCCGUCCUCUGCCGACUUCCCAGGUGCAUUAGCAGAGAGCUGCAUCGGAAGUGGAGAGCCAGGACUUGAGCCAGCAUCCACAUGGGACGCCAGCGUUGCUGGACGCAGCUUAACCUGCUGCACCACAGCGCCAGCUCCCCACAUUUACUCUUUACCCAGAGUUGUAAAAUACGCAUGCACUGUACUCCCCCAGCAUAGUCCAGCCUUUUCUCGCUGCUUUGUAUUGACGUCUACUAUUUUUCAUAGACACGCGCCAUGCUAAUGUUAAUUCUGUAAUGAUAAUUGUUUAGUUUCAUUAUAUUCCAUUUUCGCCCAGCACCCUUCUAUUUUAAAUGAUUUGUAGAUUCCUUCAGGGGAAAUAGUGAGUACCUGCUGAUGUGGCAGACAUGCUGCUAGAUACUGAUGGAGCUGUCAGCAGCAGAGGCGCUGCCUGGAGGAGGAGACACACGAAGCGCAGUGGCCUCCAGUGUGUGGUGCCGGCAUCUCAAGCUGCGGCUUAACCAACCAGCCGCACCGCCACACUCGCCUCACGUUCACGGACUCUGACUGAAGUUUCUGUGAUGGAUCCUAGUUUAUUGGAAGUAAUUUAUGAAAAUGAUUCAGAUUUGAUAAGUAUGCUUCUUGCAUAAGUGACCCCAAUUUAUUUCAGUUGUUACUAAGUGGAUUUUUAGAAAUAAUUUCUAACAAUUUUAUGUUAAUAUUUCAAAAAACCAUGUUUGUCAUUAUUAGGAAAGGAACUCUGGCACCUCAUUAGAUCUAUGAAAUUUUCUCUUAAAUUAGCGGCAGGCUAGAUUUUUUUUUUUUUUUUUUUUUUUUCACUGUUGAUUUCUAAAGAUUUUCUUUAUGAAGACUUGUUUUCUCAAAGUUCUGUGGUGGUGUUAUUUCUCCUUUAGUCCUAUUUCUAGAAAGUUUUUCAAAAGAUAGUUCCAUGUUUAUUGUGGUCAGAAGGUGCUGUGAUUUAAAAUACAUUUUGAAAAACUUCCUAAUGAACAGAUACUACAGUAAGACUUGUACCUCGUUCCUCAUGCUUCCCGUGUCUUCGGCCUCUGUUAUUUGCCAUUAUGGUAACGGGUAAAACUGGGAAAUUAUUCUUGUACUUUUGAAGUUAUAGUGUUGGGCAUGUUCUCUAAUUGGAAAUAUAUAAAGAGUAUAAUUUCCAGAAACACAGAAGCAUCUGGAGAAAAUUAGCACAGAUUCCCAGAAAUAAGUUUCAGCCGCUUCCAUCCAGAAUUAGAAUGAUGGGAACGCUUUGUUCUGGGAUGUUACUGUUGUGGCGAACAGUCUUCUUUGUCUUCAGAAGUUCUCAGAGAACGUGCUAUUCUAAGUCUGAAAUCCAUCACAAAUUAUCUUCUUGGACUUGCUGUACUUGAAGGGGCAGAAAGAUUUGCUUCUCAUUGUCCUUCAGCCUAUCUUCAUUAUAUAACCAUUUAUUUUACAUUUUUUUCCAGUAUUAAACUGCUAUGUGAUUGUAAGGUUUUGUUCAGCAUUUUAAAAAGUGUGCUUAUAGUUAGGUAUUUUAAUAUUCUUUUUAUAGAAAUGACCUUUACAUGUGAUAGUUGAUGUCAUUUUAGUUUUUGUAUUUUAUAUGGGUUAUAUUUAUGCAUAAAUUAAGUUUCAAAUUUAUAGUCUUUGUUGUAUUUCUUUGAAAGUGAAUCUGUAAGGAAGUUUAUUUAAAGCUGAUCCUAAUUUAACUUUAAACAAACUUUAUUCAUUCUGUUUAGUCACAGUUUAAAAAAAGUUCUAUAUAGCAUCUGUAAAUUUCUUAAAAACUUAGAAGACCUGGAAAGAACAGGGUUUGGUAGGAAUGAGUGAUGGCUUUGUUGACAACACAACCAGGGACUUGGUGCUUUCGUUACCUAACCUUGCCUGAAAUGACCACCUGCAAUGCUGCCAUCCCAUAUGGGUGUCGGUUUGAGUUCUGGCUGCUCCACGUCUGAUCCAGCUCCCUGCUAAUGUGCCUGGGAAAGCAGCGGAGGAGAGCCCAGCUGCUGUGCUCCUGCUACCCAUGUGGGAGACCUAGAGGCUCUUUACUUCCCCUCGAAUUGUUUGCAGAAUUCCCAUUUAAUCUUGCCCAUUACUGUUUGUGUGAUUCAGAUCAUCUUUCAGAAGCAUUUACUUGUUUGUGCAAGCUCAUUUUGGUUCCUGUUCCCUAGCUCUGUGUUUCUAGUCUUAUUUAUGUAGCAUAACGUGUUUAAAGUUGUUCUUCAGACAUUAUGUAGUCAGUUCAGUAAUGUAUUAACAGUGCAGAAUCCCUCCAGUCUUUAUUAUUUUCCUUUGAAGAUGGAUAAAUUAUUUAUUUGAAAGAGUUAGAAAGGAGGAGAGGCAGAGAGAGAGGUCUUCCAUCUGCUGGCUCACUCCCUAGAUGACCUCAGUGGCCAGGGGUGGGCCCAGCCCCCAGCCCAAGCCAGGAGCCUCUAGGUCUCCCACAUGGGUAGCAGGAGCACAGCAGCUGGGCUCUCCUCCGCUGCUUUCCCAGGCACAUUAGCAGGGAGCUGGAUCAGACAUGGAGCAGCCAGAACUCAAACCGACACCCAUAUGGGAUGGCAGCAUUGCAGGUGGCUGCUUUAUCCACUAAGCACAACACCAGCUCCAACCCAUUCUUUAAAUUCGGUGUUUGGCCUUGCAUUUUAGGCCUUCACUGGCUUGUUUUAAGAUUUAUUUUGAAAGGUGGAGUUACAGAGAGGCAGAGGUAGACAGAAAUCGUGCAUCUGCUGGUUCACUCCCCAGAUGGCCACAAUGGCUGGAGCUGCGCCGAUCUGAAGCCAGAAGCCUCCUCCAGGUCUCCCACAUGGGUGCAGUGGCCCAAGGACUUGGGCCAUCUUCUGCUCUCCCAGCCACAGCAGAGAGCUGGAUCAGAUGUAGAGUAACCAGGACUCGAACCGGUGUCCAUAUGGGAUGCUAGCACUGCAGGCAGUGGUUUUACCUGCUUCACCACAGCGCCAGCCCCAACUCAUUCUUUUUUCUUUUUGAUUUAUUUGAAAAGCAAAGUUAUAAAGAGGGAGAGACAGAUUUUUUUUUUUUGACAGGCAGAUUUAGUGGGACAGACAGAUUGAAAGGUCUUCCUUCUGUUGGUUCACCCUCCAAUGGCCGCUGUGGCCUGUGCACUGCGCCGAUCCAAAGACAGGAGCCAGGUGCUUCUCCCGGUCUCCCACGCGGUGCAGGGCCCAAGCACUUGGGCCAUCCUCCAGUGCCCUCUCAGGCCACAGCAGAGAGCUGGACUGGAACAACCAGGGACAGAAUCCGGCACCCCAAAUGGGACUAGAACCUGGGGUGCCGGUGCCGCAGGCGGAGGAUCAGCCAAGUGAGCUGCGGCGCUGGCCUCCAACUCAUUCUUAAUUAGGCUUAUUGUCAUCUGUUAGUUUCAAACUGGAAAUAUUUAACGUUAUAAUUGAUGCACAGGCUGUUUGCUAUGUAAGGGGGAAGCUCCACGAUUCCGAGUCUGGACUGUCAUGUAGAUGGGUGUUGAUAUACAGAGUACUAAGUGAUGGGGCGCACUGAAAGUCCCAUACUGCUGCGAUGUCUGUGGGUUCUGCUGACUGAAGUGAUGAGCACCUGUUGACUGAUUCCCUGCCUCGCCUUUUAUAAAGUGCCUGUCACGGCUCAGGCUGCUCUUUC
Molecule: messenger RNA, 5440 nt
Organism: Oryctolagus cuniculus (rabbit)
Lineage: Eukaryota; Metazoa; Chordata; Mammalia; Lagomorpha; Leporidae
Gene: TTC19
Product: tetratricopeptide repeat domain 19
Biological process (GO): mitochondrial respiratory chain complex III assembly
Cellular component (GO): mitochondrial inner membrane
Molecular function (GO): protein binding
Source: RefSeq, a predicted model, not a curated record